AUGGCUUCCACAACCGCUCCCUACACCCCACAGGACCCUGUCGAGGUCACAAACGUAAUCAACAACCUCCGCAGCGCCUCCAAACAGGCCAAAUGCAGCUACUCCUGCAAGCAAUCCACAUUCCCCAUCACCGGCACCAACGGCAUCUCGGUCGACUCAUGGAAGUUCCGGGACUGGGACUACAAGAGGCGGGACCUGCCCACGUACGCGCGCGGGCUCUUCACCUACUGCCACCCGAGCAACAACACCGACGAGAUCGUCAUCCGCGGCUACGACAAGUUCUUCAACAUCGGCGAGGUCACGCGCACAAAGUGGGAGUGGAUCGAGGAGAACACGAAGGGGCCCUACGAGGUCACCGUCAAGGAGAACGGAUGCAUCAUCUUCAUCAGUGGGCUGCCGGACGGGAAUCUGCUGGUCUGUAGCAAGCACUCGACGGGGGCGAGGGACGAUGCGGAUCUCUCGCAUGCGGUGGCUGGCGAGAAGUGGGUGGAUAAACAUCUGGCGAGCGUGGGUAAGACGAGGAAGGAUCUGGCGAAGGCGCUGAGGGAUGCGAAUGCUACGGCGGUGGCGGAGUUGUGUGACGAUAGCUUCGAGGAGCAUAUUCUGGCCUAUGAGGGCGACAGAGCGGGGUUGUACCUCCACGGGAUCAACCUGAACCUCCCGGAGUUUGCAACAUACCCGGCGGCGGAGGUUAAGGCGUUUGCGGACAACUGGGGGUUCAAGAUGAUUGACUUUUUCACAAAGCAGGAUGUGGGGAGCUUAAAGAAGUUUUUGGAGGAGGCUGCGGAGACAGGGUCGUGGGAUGGAAAGGACGUGGAGGGCUUUGUGAUCCGUUGCAAGGCCCGCGUGGGCCCCGAGCAUGAGAACUUCCCGGACUGGUUCUUCAAGUACAAAUUCGAUGAGCCGUACCUUAUGUAUCGUCAAUGGCGGGAGUGUACAAAGCAGAUGAUCAGGGGCAAGGCUCCCAGGAUCAGGGACCAUGAGAAGGUCACAAAGCAGUAUCUUUCCUUCGCGGCAGAGUACUUCAAGAAGAACCCCGAGGCGCAGAAGAAGUAUGAGGAAAACCAUGGUAUCAUCAGCCUCCGGAACGCAUUCCUUGCUCACCAAGGCAUCAAGGGAAGCGAUAUUAUCAGACAGGAGGCGGAGGACAAAAAGGCCGAACGAGAAAGCAUCACAUCAAAUCUCUGUCUUGUCCCCAUUGCGACCAUUGGCUGCGGGAAAACCACCGUAGCUGUAGCGCUCUCAAAACUGUUCGGAUGGGGCCAUAUCCAGAACGACAACAUCGUCGGGAGGGGGAACCGUGGGGCCAGAUUUGCGUCCGCAAUCUCAAUGGAGUUCCUUAAGAAGUCGGUUGUCAUCGCCGACAGGAACAACCACCAGAAAAGAGAGCGGGACCAGAUCUUUAACGAUGUUACUGGCGCCACUCCUGCUGCACGCUAUGUCGCUAUACACUAUGUCCAUGACCGUCCCGAAAUGGAUCCUCGGGAUCUCAAGAGGCGCAUUAAGGCUACUACAGCAGACCGUGUUCUUAACCGCGGGGAUAACCACCAGACCAUUGAUGCAAAAAAGCUUCCUAGGCGAGAGCUGGAUGGUAUCAUGCAGGGCUUCCUCGACCGAUUCGAACCCCUCGAUACCCAAUCUCCCCCAGAUGACCAGUUUGAUUCUUACAUUGACCUCGACCCCGAAGUUGAGUCGAGGACUAAUCUGGAGAUUGUUGUCAAGUUCCUGAAAGAGACGUACCCAAAAAUCAUUGACAAGCUCCCCACCUCCGAAGAAUACGACGCGGCUAUCCAGUCUGCGAUGAAGGAGUACUCUGUUGAUCGCCCCAAACAACAGCAGCAGCAGCAGGCCCAGAAGAACCCGAGGCAGAACCAGUGGCAGACUCAGAAAAACCAGCAGGCCCCUCCAAAGAAGAAAGCAAAACCGAUCGAUUACUAUUGCAUCAACGUCCCCGCCGCCCAGAUCAACACGAUCGUUGGAAACGCCUUUGCAAUAUACUCGGACGCCGGCGGCGACGACUCGUUCUACAAGUCCCUCUGCAGCAAGGGCCGUAUCCAGCCGACAUUUCACGUCACCUUGGUCCACCGCGCAAACGCCAGCAGAGACCCGCAAGUGUGGGAUGCGUAUGAGAAGAAGCUCGCAGAGUGCCCGGAGCGCGGUAAUAUGGGUGUUGCGAAGGUUACGCUCGAUAAGAUUGUCUGGAACGGGAGGACGAUGGCGAUUACGGUCAGCAUUCCGGAUCAGUCGAUUGAGACUUCGAAUCCGAUCAAUCAUAUUACGCUGGGAACGUCCUCGCAGGCGGUUAAGCCGAAGGAGUCGAAUGAUAUGCUGCAGGCGUGGAAGGGCGGUGAGCAGAUGCAUGAACUGGCUUUGCCGGAUGAGACGGUGGUGGAGGGUGUAAUAAAGGCUAUGGGGGUGAGCUCCCGCACCACAAGCACACAACUCUACCUCAGCACGCUCUCGCGCCUCGCGCUCCGCCCCGACCUCACCGCCCAUGUCUUUUCCAGCUACGAGCCGCUCUUCCCCGACCUCUGCGCCAGAUGGCGCGACACAACCACAACGGCAGCAGAAAUCGCAUGUGCGUUUGCGCGGGUGUUGCCGCUGGCGCCGUAUCUGGCGGAUGUAGCAGAAGAGUUUCUGGCCCCGGGGUCAAUUGCGCUGGGGGAUGGUCUGGAAGUGCUAUUGGCGCUGUGGAGACUGCUGGUGUUUAGGAGGGAGAGUUUUGUGGGAUUGGUAAAGAUGGAGAGCGUGGCGCCGCUGCUGAAGCAUAAAGAGCCCGCUGUGAGGUAUUUGGCGGUGAGGGUCAUGUGUAUAUUUCUCAAGGCGUCGGACUCGACGAGGGAGAAGAUGUUUGCGCAGUAUGGCGUGGGAAAUGAAGCGGAGGAGAAGGUUAUUGGUGUUUGGGAAGGGAAGGAGAUGGAUUACGGGUUUUUGGUUCUCAUGGAGAACAAACGCCUCGAAAAACUAGCCCAAGAUGUACAAACCGCAAAACUACACACCCUCUCGCAAACCUCAGAGCGCAGAAUAAUCCCCACAGACGCACUCUCACCACUGACCGCCGACAUCUGCGGCAUCCUCACACCCCGCCUCCGCGGGCCUCCCUCAACACCCUCUAAAAUAAUUGAUACCCCAACCACCCGCCACAACAUCCACGCCACGGCCGUCUCCCUGCGCUCCUCCUCCCCAACCCUCAUCACCGGCCCCGCCGGCUCCGGAAAGACCUUCCUCGUCCACCAGAUUGCACACACACUCAACACCCUCAACACCCUAAUCUCAAUCCAUCUCGGCGACCAGACAGACGCAAAGCUGCUGGUGGGCGCAUACACCACCGCCGACACCCCCGGCUCGUUCGAAUGGCGUCCGGGCGUCUUGACGACCGCCGUGAAAGAGGGAAGAUGGGUCCUUGUCGAGGACAUUGACAAAGCGCCGACAGAGGUCCUCUCGGUCCUCCUCCCGCUCAUGGAGCGCGGCGAGCUCGUGAUCCCGAGUCGUGGGGAGACGAUAGUUGCUGCGCGCGGGUUCCGCCUUAUUGCGACGAUGAGGACCGCCGCUAGCACUACUAACAGUACGAAACAAGAUUCACUGCACAUCCUCGGUAGCCGCCUCUGGAACCGUGUGGACUAUAAGCAGCCGGACGAGGCCGAGCUGCAUACAAUCAUCACCGCCCGCUUCCCCGCCCUGACCGCUGUCGCGCCAUCACUCCUGCGCGUCUACAACACCAUCCAGCACCUCUACCGCGAGCCCUCGUUCUUCGCCCUCAGCAAGACAUCCCUCGGCCGCCAGAUCUCGCCAAGGGACCUGAUAAAAUGGGCCACCCGCAUCGACGCCCUCUUUACCUCCACCGGCUCCAACGGCGAAGUCAUCCCCGACGGCCUGUACGACGAGAUCUUCAUGGAGGCCGUCGACUGCUUCGCCGGGUCCCUGCAGACGCUUGACGCCCGCCACCUCGUAGUCCGCAAAAUUGGAGACGAAAUGCUGAUCCCGCCACAGCGCGUGGACCUCUUUCUGAACGGACACAUCCCGGCGUACAGCGCCAGCGACAAGACGCUUGCUAUCGGACGUGCAAGGCUCAAAAAGCGAAGGCGUGGUAAGCGCGCGCAGGCGCAGAAAAGGCCGUUUGCGACGACGAACCAUGCACUGCGGCUGCUGGAACAGGUUGGGGUUGCGGUGCGCGGCGGGGAGCCCGUGUUGCUGGUGGGCGAGACGGGGACGGGGAAGACGACGGUGGUGCAGCAGAUGGCGGAUCUGUUGGGAUAUGGGCUCACGGUGAUGAAUCUGUCGCAGCAGACGGAGAGCGGGGAUCUGCUGGGCGGGUAUAAGCCGGUGGAUGUGCGCACGCUGGCGGUCCCGCUGAAGGAGGUGUUUGAGGAGCUGUUUGAGAAGACGUUCUCGCUGAAGAGGAAUAAGCGCUUCUUGGAGGUGUUGGCGAAGUGUUGGGGAAAACAGCAGUGGAAUAGGGUCAUCACCCUCUGGGGAGAGGCCGUGAAGAUGGCGGACCAGUUUUUUGCCGCGCCGACGCCGGAGGCCCAGGACGGAGAGGACCAGCCAAAGAAGAAGAGGAAGAUAGACUCAAUGGACAAGCCCGCUCUGCAAGCACAAUGGACGCGAUUUGCGAGUGAUGUCGCAACACUAGAGAGACAAAGCUCACAGAUUAGCAAGAGUUUCGCAUUUAGCUUCGUAGAGGGGAGCCUGGUCAAGGCCGCCCGAAACGGCGACUGGGUGCUUCUUGACGAAAUAAAUUUGGCUGCACCAGACACGCUGGAGAGCAUUGCAGACCUACUCAAGGACGGAAAGGACGGCGAUGUCAGGAGCAUCUUGCUCUCGGAGAAGGGUGACGUAGAGAGAGUGAAGGCGCAUCCGGACUUUCGCAUAUUUGCUUGUAUGAAUCCCGCCACCGAUGUUGGGAAACGCGAUCUCCCGAGCGGGCUGCGCAGUAGGUUCACGGAGCUCUAUGUAGUCUCGCCGGACCAAGAUUUGGGGAACCUAUUGGCGAUUGUGAGGGAGUACCUUGGGCCGCUCGUUGCUGGGGAUGAGAGAGCCGUAGCAGACGUUGCGGGGCUCUACAUGGAGGCGAAGAAGCUCUCAGAGGGACAGAGACUCGUGGACGGCGCGAACCAGAGACCGCAUUUCAGCAUGAGGACACUCACGAGGACACUCAGCUACGUGGUUGAGAUUGCGGGGGUCUACGGCCUGCGCAGGAGUCUGUAUGAGGGCUUCUGCAUGAGCUUCCUCACGCUUCUUGACCGCACUUCCGAAGCUGUGCUGCUGCCCGUGAUUGAGAAGUUCAUUCUGGGCAACCAGAGGAACGUUCGGAGUCUCGUCUCGCAGAUCCCGAGGAGGCCUGUCGGCGCAAAUGGAGAGGAGUAUGUGCAGUUUAAGCACUACUGGAUGGCGCGCGGCACCCAAGAGGUCGAGGAACAGCCGCACUAUAUCAUCACGCCCUUUGUCGAGCGGAACAUGCUCAACCUUGUGCGUGCCACGGCUACUCGCCGCUUUCCGGUCCUCAUCCAGGGUCCGACGUCGAGUGGGAAGACGAGUAUGAUUGAGUAUCUCGCGAAACGCACUGGCCACAAGUCCGUCAGGAUUAACAACCACGAGCACACGGAUCUGCAGGAAUACCUGGGGAGCUAUGUCUCGGACAACACGGGCACCCUGCGCUUCCAGGAGGGAAUCUUGGUGGAGGCGCUGCGCAAGGGGUACUGGAUUGUUCUUGACGAGCUCAACUUGGCGCCUACCGAUGAAGUCGUGAGGCCGCACAAGGAGUUUAUGCUCUUUGCGACACAGAACCCGCCGGGUCUAUACGGAGGGCGUAAAGUGCUUAGUAGGGCGUUUAGAAAUCGAUUUUUGGAGCUGCACUUUGACGAUAUUCCCGAGGAGGAGCUGGAGACGAUUCUGCGCGAGAGAUGCGGCAUUGCGCCGAGUUAUUGUGCCAAGAUUGUAAAGGUUUAUAAGGAACUAUCGGUGCUGCGACAAUCAACUAGAUUAUUUGAGCAGAAAAACAGCUUCGCAACGCUGCGUGAUCUAUUCCGAUGGGCAAACCGCGAAGCCGUCGGAUACCAGCAGCUCGCCGACAAUGGGUACAUGCUCCUCGCAGAGCGCGUCCGCAAAGAGGAUGAGAAGCUCGCGGUAAAGAAGGUUCUUGAGGAGGUAAUGCGGGUCAAGAUUGACGAGGCGACACUCUACUCUCCCGAAUCGACGCCAGAGUACCAGCUGGUGAUGAAGCUGGAGAGCGACGUGGUGUGGACAAAGGCGAUGCGGCGGCUGUACUCGCUUGUUGCGCACUCGUUAAGGAAUAAUGAGCCGGUGCUGCUGGUGGGUGAGACGGGGUGCGGGAAGACGACAGUGGUGCAGCUGCUGGCGGAGGCGUUUGGGAAGACGUUGAAUAUUGUGAAUGCACACCAGAAUACGGAGACGGGGGAUAUCAUUGGUGCGCAGAGGCCGAUCAGGAACAGGACGGCGUACACGGCGCAGUUGGUGGAGGAUCUUCUGGCGGUUGUGAGGGAUCACUCGGCGAUAGAACAGUAUGGCGCAGAUGCCGAUUUGCAAAUGUUGCUUGAGGCGUAUUCGAUAUUGGACAAGCAGAGCUUGAACAGCAUUCCAGAGGAUCUCAGGUCCCGAAUUGAGCUCAACCGGAUACGAGUAAAGGCGCUCUUCGAGUGGAGCGACGGUAGUCUUAUCCAGGCCAUGAAGGAAGGGCAGUUCUUCCUGCUCGAUGAAAUCUCACUCGCCGAUGACUCCGUUCUCGAGCGACUUAACAGUGUGUUGGAACCCCAGCGCGGAAUCCUGCUCGCCGAGAAGGGGCCCGAAGGCUCCGCAGUCACCGCCGUCGACGGCUUCCAGUUCCUAGCUACGAUGAACCCCGGCGGCGACUACGGCAAGAAGGAGCUCUCGCCGGCGCUGCGGAAUCGAUUCACUGAGAUCUGGGUCCCCUCCAUGUCGGACUAUGACGAUGUGCUCCAGAUUGUACGCGCGAAGCUAUCGCCGUUUGCGCUGCAGCACGCUGAGGUUAUCGUCAAGUUUGCGCAGUGGUUCUCAGAGACCUAUCAUUUUGCCUCCUCGACCAUCUCGAUCCGUGAUGUUUUGGCAUGGGCGAGGUUCAUCAACAUGUGUGACCCGCACAAUGCCGCAUUCGGGCUGUUGCACGGCGCGGCGCUUGUCUUCAUUGACGGGCUGGGCGCGAACCCGUCUACGGUCCUCAUGUCGACUGCCGCCGAGGACCUGGCCAAGGAGAAGCGCAAGUGCAUCCUGAAGCUGUCGGAGCUUUGCAGCCAUGAUUUGGCGUCCAUCUAUGACCAGCCUUUCAGUAUGGCCCUCGACGACGCCACUCUACGUCUCGGCGGCUUUUCGCUCCCACGCAAGAUCGACUCGGUGGCGGACGUCUCGUUCAAUCUCGAGGCGCCAACAACGGGUGUCAAUGCUAUGCGGGUUGUGCGCGCGAUGCAGCUGCGGAAACCAAUCCUGCUGGAGGGUAGUCCCGGUGUCGGGAAAACUAGUCUAGUCUCGGCCCUCGCAGCGGCGUGCGGAAACCCGCUCACCCGUAUCAAUUUGUCUGAGCAGACGGAUCUCAUGGACCUCUUUGGCUCCGACGUUCCCGUCGAGGGCGGGCAGAGCGGGGAGUUUGCAUGGAGAGACGCACCGUUCCUGCAGGCGAUGCAGAGGGGACAUUGGGUGCUCCUUGAUGAGAUGAACCUGGCAUCGCAGUCGGUUCUGGAGGGGUUGAAUGCGUGCUUAGAUCAUCGUGGAGAGGCCUACAUCUCAGAGCUGGACCGCACCUUCAAAUGCCACCCGGAGUUUUGUGUCUUUGCGGCGCAGAACCCGCAUCAUCAGGGUGGAGGAAGGAAGGGGCUGCCGGCGUCGUUUGUGAAUAGGUUUACGGUGGUCUAUGUUGAUACGCUGAAUCUGGAGGACUUGCAGUUGAUUGCGACGAGACUGUAUCCGGGUAUUCCGCAGGAUGAUGUGGUGAAGGUUAUUACGUUUGUGGUUCUGCUCGACCGUGAGGUCUCGCAGAAACGCAGCUUUGGGAGCCUUGGUGGGCCGUGGGAGUUUAAUUUGAGAGAUACACUACGCUGGCUUGGGCUUCUAUCUACAACAGAGGGGCUUCUCGCUUUUCAGGAUCCUUCAGAGUUUGUGGAUAUUGUCAUCAAGCAGCGGUUCCGGACCGUCGAGGACAGAGCCCGAGUCGACGAGCUAUUCUCUCAAGUCUUUGGUUUCGCACCAGCAAAGCGCCAUCUCUACCACCAGCUCUCCAAAGACCACUUCCAGGUCGGCCAUGCCCUCCUGCCCAGAAACAGCCGCGCCCAGCCAGUCCCAACUCAAAAGACCACACUCCUCAAGCGCAACCUGCGCAUCAUCAAGCUACUGGCAAGUGUGGCUGGCGCCGAACUGGACGAAAUUGCGCUGAACAGCGAUAUUGAUACAACGGAUAUUGUCGGCGGGUUUGAGCAGGUUGACAUCUCGAGGAGUAUUUCGGCCUUGUUCUCAGAGCUCCAGAAAUUCUUGGGUGAGUCGACCAUCCACGCACUUCGCUGGGGAGUCGUCCCCGGGAGUGCGGAGUUGGCGCUCUUUGAUGCCAGUGCCUCAGAGGCUACAUAUAAUAUUGAGAGACUCCACCGCCUGCACACCGCCCUCACGGCCAUCGACCCACCGCCCAGCUCAGAGAUCUCCUACUUCAUCAACCAGUGCGAGCUCCUGAUCUCUCAAGCGCACCAAGCCUCCACCGCCCGCUUCGAGUGGGUCGACGGCAUGCUCAUCCACGCAAUCGAGCAAGGUAAGUGGCUCGUCCUCGACAAUGCUAACCUGUGCAGCCCCUCCGUGCUCGACCGCCUCAACUCGCUGCUCGAGCUCAACGGCUACCUGGUCGUCAAUGAGCACAGCGACAAGAAUGGCGAGCCGAAGAUCGUCCGGCCGCAUGCUAACUUUAGAUUGUUCCUGACCAUGGAUCCCCGCCAUGGGGAGUUGUCCAGGGCCAUGAGGAAUCGUGGGAUAGAGGUGUAUAUAGACGCGGGGGUUAUGGAACCCAUGCCGUUGGCCGCGCAGGAGGAUGAUGUAAGGCGAGUGGAGGAGGCCCGGUGGAUGGCAGAUGCUACCACGACGGAGGCGUGUAUAGCGGUGUAUAGUGACGUUGACAGACUGGCUGCUACUUCUACUACUACUGACAUAGGUUCUUCUGAUGCUGCUGAUGCUGUGUAUGAUGAGCUGCUGCGGGUAGUCUUUGAUCAUUUGCCCCGCGACCAGAUGAGCAUCUUGAAGAGAUGGAAGACACACAUAGCUGCCGACAAGGUGGGCCCCGUCGUGGACGUAGUCAGUAACGUAGAAGACCUGAGUGCGCAUCCGCGUCUGGCGGUGCUGCGUGCGGAGUUCUUGAGAACCGUGGCGGAGGAGUUGAGCCUUGGUCAGAGCUUUGGUGAUGCACAGCCAUUAAACCCCAUCCGUAACACAUCUCUCCUCUCCACCGGCAUAAGAAAGAACAAUGCCUCCUCCUCCUCCGCCAUCACCACCUUAUCGGCGAUCCACGACCUCGCCCGCGAGAUCCUCCACAUCAAGCGCACCGAGGCCGACAUCCUCCAGCGCUCCACAACAACACGUAUGAAAGAAAUGACCUUCCUCGAGAAGUCAGCGUCGAAAUCCAAAGCCUCCUCCGCCAUCUCCUCCGCACAAUCAGCAUCAUCAGGCGUAGUGGGACUCCCGCUAUUCGCCUUUCUCACCACCGUCCGCCGCUCCCUAGAAGCAUGGCUGACGGAAGUGACCAUCGAAACAGACACCAACACCCUCACACGCAUAACAGAGCUCCUCUCCCUAUGGCGUGACAUGGUCGCCCUGAGCAGCACCCACAACCUCAACGAGAGUAUCUUCCACGUGUACCUCUCGCUCCUCGAAUCAUGGAUCCACACCUCCUCGCCCACCCUCCCGCCAGCAAUACUCACCGCCACCGAGCGCGCGCUCGGCGGGUUCCGUGCGCCGCUACGGCUCACCACGGGAUUCGCGAUGGAGGCGUUGUGGGGUGCAUUAAGACCGUCGGUUCCGGCAUCUGUGGGGGCGUGGGAGGCGUAUAACCGCUUGCGCGAGAUUGCGGAUCGGUUUGAUGCGAUUGUUGGAAAGUUGCAAGGUUCGUUUGAGACUGUGGCGGGGCUGAAGAGCUCGUUGAUGGAGGCGCUUACAGCAGUGUUGACGUCGGAAGUUGAAGUUGGGGAGUUGGUGGAGGGGCUGGAGGGCGCGAUUGUGGGGUUGGAGGAGAGGGCGGGGAGGAGUGGCGUUGCGGUGAGGGAGUCACUGUUGAGGAUGGUGUUUGACUAUUUGCUCAAGUUUAAAGCACUGGGCGGGGAAAAAUCGUUUAAUGAUACCUUGACGCUCGGCCAUUUUGCGGGCAGAACUACAGCUAGCUUGUUGGGAUACCAGGGACCGGAGACGACGCUACGAACUGCCUAUAAGCAAGUACUGGAGGAUAUCUACGAAUAUGACUUUACCUCAACAGGCCCUCAAGGCCUACUCCAAGGACGCUUUGCGCUGGAGAUGCUACGCACAGGUCAAGCUGCCAAUAACUCGUUUAUUGGACAGCUCAGUAAACUCAACAUCGAACUCGGGGCACUUUCAAAGCAGUUUACGCAAUUGACUCAGCAGGUGACUAGUGAUCAGCUGUUGCAGCUGAAUAUGCUGCUUCUGUCAAAUACGAAGAAGAUCUUUGAACUCCAUUCCAGAACAUACAAUGAGGAUAAUUUCACAGUGCUCAUUUCUGCGCUUGAGAAGCUAGAGCUUGCACUCAAUGGGGAUUCAAAUUCCUUCGAAGGUCUUGACUUUGCCACGGCAACCUUAGAUGUCGCAUUCAAGUCCGUAAUCGACGAUCAUCUCAUCCACGUGCUCAACUGCCUUUCUACAAUCCCCCAAACCUCUUCAUAUUCAGAAGCCCUCGAACUAUCCGGCAAAGCUUGGACCCACUACGCCCUCGGAUGCUUAAAGCUCUACGUCCCCAAUGUCGUAUUCGACCCCGCGAUGAAGCGCCUCGUCCAGCGCGAGCGCUACCUUAAGCGAAAGACCGAGCUGCACAACAAGACCGCGGCCGAAAAAAUCUUCGAGCUAAGGUUUACCGGCCAGCAAGACAAUGCCCAGAUCCAAAUGCUCGAAAAGCGUCUUGCGGACCUCGGAGAGGAGCCGCCAAACUCGCUGGUUGUGCGCCCGGCAGAGUCGGAGAUGACGCAGCUCCAGGGGGAUAUGAUUAACCUUCUGCAGGUUGUUGUAAACACAAGCCCUCAUGAGCGUUUGCUACCGUCCAUUUUAGAGCGUAGAGCGAAUUAUAGGGAUGAAGAGUCAUUGUUCCAGAAGAACCUGUCGCAAAUCAUUGAGAGGCUGCGUCGCGGAUAUCCGCUUUAUAAGGAUCUGGUGGAUCCUAUCCUUGGCUUCCUGUAUUCCUUGAAGAUGGGUCUAUCGCUUUCUGCCAUGGAGGCAGACGAUUCAAGCCUUGCUAUAACCCUUAUUGAGCCAAGUAUUCCAGAGGUAUUCAAUCAACAGGUACUAGACGAUCGGGAAGAUAUCAAGCUGCUGCGACUGUGGCAGAUUGCAGCCCAUCAGAACAUCGAGGGCUACGAGAACACUAAGCAGACAUCCAACAAGACAGUCCACAGCAUCUUACAAGGUUUUUUCGAAGCCUGGAAAGUCAAGACCCAGAAAGAGCAAGAAGAGGCGGCCGCAAAUGCAAGCUUGUACAGAUACAUGGGCGAAGAAGAAAAUGCUGACGAGACGGAGCUUGCGGCGAUGUUUCCCGCUUACGAAGAUGAAGAGGAGAAAGAGAAGGAAAAGGAAAAGCCCGCUGGUUCUCAGCACCGAGAGCUUGCUUGCCAGAUCGCUCUGUGCCAUUCCGCAAUUCAUCUCAGCACAGGUUUAGAGUCUACAACUCUCUCAUCAUUAAUUCAACGGGGCGUUUCAGCUCUGGUGAAAUCUAUUGGGGAAGAGAGCUCUUUCUGCAUAUCACCAGGAAAGACGGAGGCAUUCUUACCAGCUAUUAUCCUCUCUUUGAAGGAGACAUCACAAUGGAUCAACGGAGUGACCUCCCAAACCUACGACUUCUACACCGAGGAGAACCUAGAACAGGCACGGAAGCUGGUUGUGAUUGUCGAGAAAGCCCACGCGCGGUUAUCAGUUCUAGCCGAAGCAUGGCCAGAGCAUGUCACUAUCCAAGAUGCCAUAGCGGUUUGCCAAGAGAUACUAGACCUCCCCAACUCCACCCCGAUUGCCCAGUCCCUCGUGAAGGUCGAAAAGCUGCACGAGCAUUUGAACGAAUGGCAGGGCGUUGCAAGCUCUGAAUUUUCUGCCGCUGAGCACUUUGAUGCUGUGACGCAACUGAUCAUCAGCUGGCGCCGCAUCGAGCUGUCAGCAUGGCCACGCCUGUUCGAUAUCGAAGACGAAAAGUGCCGCGCAGAGGCGAAUUCGUGGUGGUUCUACGUUUAUGAGAGUGCUAUCGCGAACCCUCUUCAAUUGCUCUCUGAAGGCCCAAACCUCAAAGAGCAUGUUGAGCAACUCCUCACAACCCUAGUCGCUUUCGUAGAGACAUCUUCGAUCGCCCAGUUCCCACAUAGAUUGCAGCUUCUGAAGGCAUUUGAGCAGCAUGCUCUUCGUUUGUCUGAUGAGUUCCCUGCCAUGAAUCUGGUACAGAAGGGACUGCACAACCUCAUCGCGUACUUCUCACAAUAUGCAUCCGAGGCCAAAGAAGCUACGGCAAAGUCUCGAAAGAAGUACCAAAAAUCUAUGAGUGAUGUCGUCUUGCUUGCCAGCUGGAAGGAUACAAACAUUCUAGCGCUUCGUGAUAGUGCCAAACGCUCGCAUAAGAAGCUUUUCAGAGUUGUUAAAGGAUACCGCCAGGCAAUCAAUCAACCCAUGGCUCCGAUUAUUUUGGCCGGCAUGCCCGAAGGCUCUGCCGAAAACUCUUCAACAAACGGAGCAUUGCCAGAGCCUACUAAUGAAAUGUCUAUCGAUUUCGAAUUGAUCAAGGGAAUCUACGAGAACUCCGUCAAAAAAUGGACCGAGAGGCCAGCACGUCUUCAAGAUCUCCCAGCAGCAGUACAGAUGAUGAAACGCGUUGCAAAGAUCCCCGAAGACCGGGCCGAGACGAUCAACUUUAUCGAAGACUUUUCAUCUUCAAUCAUCUCGACAAUGAAGCAACUUCAAUCAGAGACUCCAGGAACCCUGAACGAUGAAACCAAGGAUAUUGCCAAGCAUCUCAAGACUAGGAAACGAAAGGCCUUUGCAGAUGCUCUGAAGGAGCUCAAGAACAUGGGUCUUAAAUCAAACCUGAGUGCUGCCCUACUAGGCAAGCAAGCAACCCUUGAGCGUAUCCUGGCUAUAGCCGACCCUCUUGAAAACAGCCAAACUGGCGUCCAGGGUCACUCUGAAAAUCAUUAUUUCCUUCGCAUCGCGGAGAUUUUACCAAAGAUCCGAAAAGCAGUUGUAGAGCAUUCACCAGACUUGACCAGCGCAGAAGUCGCAAGAAGUGUGGGGUUCAUCGAAAACUUACUUUCCCUGUCACUCGACCAGCGUUCUUCAAUCUCGUCUUCACUGAAAGAACUUGAGCUAGCGCAAUCCUCAAUGGCCAGAUACAAUACACUCUCGAACCUGGAAAUUGAUAGUGCUAGCUUGUAUGGAAACAAGGAUCUUCAAUCUUAUGCCGACCUCCAGAGACGAUUCCAAUGGGUUCCAAAGAUAUUGGACUUAGCAGCCGAACUACUGAAAAUUCACUCCGAGUUCAGCGACAAGACAUUCGAAACAGCGAAUGAGCUCAUUAGUAGUUCUCAAAAAUCUGCCACCGGGGUCAAUGAUCGAUUUUCCGCCCAAAAGCAGCUUCUCAUUCACAGUGGAAUAUGGGAAGAUUCUGCGAAACGUUUGCUUGAAGAAGCCCAAUCAACACUUAGCCUCAUUGAGGGUAGCAUGAAGACCAUAGGAAACGACUACCCAGAGAUUGCAUAUACCACAACUCAAGUAUUGCCAUGGGUUUCUCUUACCGCCUCGGAAUUCCAACCGCAAACCAAUGGCGCAGUAUCUGAACCUGCGACACUUCAAGCUCUGGAUGCGUCACUCAAGACACUCUCCGACUCGAUCUUUGUUGCCCUCCAGCAGCUCAAAGAGGCUCAAGCAACGUAUCCUCCCUCGAUCGAAGAACCUGGAUGGCUCCUUCAGCAUCAAUCCGCAAGCUCAGCCAGCCUGAAAGCCCUGCACACAAGCGCCAUUACACGCAGGAUUGACGAUGUCAUUGCCCUUACUUCCCGGUUACAGCAGUCUGAUCUUUCGAACUCGCAAGCUGUUCGUGCACUUUUCGCGGCCUAUCAGCCCAUCAUACAAGAGUACACUGAAAUCUCUUGCAGGACAGUCCGGGAAGCGCUUUCACAGUAUCGCUCUAUCUGCAAGACUACUUAUAUCCUGAGUACUUCUGCAUCAACACUGAUCUCGAAGGGCUUCUGUAUGCCCCAAGAAAAGGGCGAUCCUGAAGGCGGUAACACAGAUAAUGUCGAAGGCGGAACUGGUCUCGGAGAAGGUGAAGGUCAAGAUGAUAUCAGCAAAGACAUUAAAGCGGAUGAGGAUCUUUCUGAGUUGGCACAGGAGAAGGACAAAGAGAAGAGAGACGAGGAAAUUGAGGAUGAGAAGGAUGCAGUUGACAUCGAAGAUGAAAUGGAGGGAGAAAUUGGGGAUAUUGCAGAUAAGGAGGAUGACGAAAAGGGCUCGGGCGACGAGAAAGAAGAUGAUGAUAUGGACGAAGAAACCGGUGAUGUAGAUGACUUAGAUCCUGACGCCGUUGACGAAAAGCUCUGGGAUGGAGAGGCCGAUGAUGAUGCCCGUGACAAGGAAGGAGAUGGCAUGAAAGACCAGCAGAAACAAGGAGAAGAUAUGGAAGCAAAGAAAGAGAACGGAAAGGAGAAACAAGGGGAGGAAAUGGAGAGCAAAGAAGACGAGGAUGGUGAAGAAAGUGAAGGCGAAGGCGCAGAUCAGGAAGAUGAUGUCCGGCAGCAAGACGAUAACGAAAAGACAGAUGCCCAUGUGCCAGAGGUCGACACACUUGAUCUGCCAGAAGACAUGGAGCUAGACGGUGAUGAAAAGAGCGGAGGGGAAGAAGAGGAGGAUGAUAUGAAGAUGGAUGAUCUCUCAGACGUUGACGAUGAAGGGGAGGAAGUGAAACAAGAUGACAAGGGUGAUAAACAAGACAGCUUCCCUGACCUUGACGAUCCCGAGAAACAAGGAGAAGAGGGAGAGCCAGAAACUGAGAACCAGGAGGAGGGUCAAGAAAAUGAGGGCGAGGAGAAUGGUGAAGGAGAAAAGAAUGAUGAGGAGCCAGAGGAAGAAAACAAGGAGGAAGGAGCUGAUGAGCCAGAACCCGACAGUCUCUUGACGAUCCGCGACGAACAAGACGCAAAAGAGGGCGAAGACACUGCUCCUAGCGACUUACAAGGCGUUGAAGGAGGCAAUGAUGAUCAAGAUGCCAACGAACAAACCUCAGCCCAAAGGGAAAGCGGCGAGGAUGCAAAGUCCGGCGAAAAUGGUAAAGGAGCAGAUGAAGCCCAGGCACAGGAAGAGACCACUGGACAAGCUUCGGCACAAGAGUCUGAACGUCCUGAUGAAAAAUCCAACAAAAAGGAUGAACAGACUGAAGCGGAGUCGUCGUUCCGUAAAGUUGGUGACAUGCUCGAGAAGUGGCACCAACAGCGCCGCCAAAUCCUCAACGCUAAAGAAGAAGAUGAGGAGCGCCCUCAGGUUGAGAAUAUGGAAAUUGAUGCUCCCGAAUUUGAACAUUUGCCCAACGAUGAUACGAAAGCUGAUACACAGGCUCUUGGUGCUACAACGGAAGAACAAGCUCACUCUUUAGACGAGUCCAUGGCGAUCGAUUCUGGUGCUCAAGAAGCCCAAGACGCAUUUGAAGACAUGGAGCCAGAGGCAGCAGAGGAUCCAGAUGCAAAGGAUGGCGAAGACAAUGAAGCCCUUCCUGAAGCCCAACAACCAGCAAGCGAUGAGCCGGAAACCCAAGCUGGUGCAAUGAUUGGUGAAACCAGAGAGCAACGUGCCCAACGCCAGCAGAAAACUGAAGAGACUAUGGAUCUCGACGAAGUUGAAGAAACGCCUGAAACUGCUCAUGUCAUUGACAUUAACCAAGAAUCGGCACUUACUGAAUUCGGCUCAACCCGUUCAAGAGAGGAAGCACGUCAACUAUGGCAACAGUACGAACAGUCAACUAAAGCUCUGUCUAUGGGUCUUUGCGAGCAACUUCGUCUCAUCCUUGAGCCAACCCUUGCAACCAAGAUGCGUGGCGACUUCAGAACUGGAAAGCGUCUCAACAUGAAGCGUAUCAUCCCAUACAUUGCGAGUCAGUACAAGAAGGACAAAAUCUGGAUGCGUAGGACAAAGCCAAGCAAACGCCAGUACCAAGUCAUGAUCGCUGUAGAUGAUUCCAAGUCAAUGGCAGAAUCAGAAUCAGUGGCACUUGCAUUUGAGACUGUGGCCUUGGUUGCAAAAGCACUUAGUCAGCUAGAGGUCGGGCAGAUAUCAAUUGUUUCUUUUGGAGAAACGACCCGUCUCAUCCAUCCAUUCGACCAACCGUUUACUUCAGAGGCCGGUGUGAAGGUCUUCGAGCGCUUCCAGUUUGACCAGUUGAAGACAAACGUCAGAACCCUCCUUGAUACCUCUAUGGGAAUCUUUGAAACCGCAAAAGUCAAUUCCAGUGCGGAUCUAUGGCAGCUAGAGAUCAUCAUUUCCGAUGGUGUUUGCGAAGACCACGAGACACUGAAACGCCUGGUUCGGAGAGCGCAGGAGGAGAAGAUCAUGAUUGUGUUCGUCAUCUUGGACUCUGUCAGAGAUAAGAGUAUCCUACACAUGAAGCAAGUCAGGUUCGAGAUGGGCGCAGACGGCACACAGGAGUUGAAGAUGGAGAGAUAUCUAGAUACUUUCCCGUUCGGGUUCUAUCUUGUGGUGAACGAUAUCAGAGAGUUGCCGGGAGUGCUUGCGUUGGCUUUGAGGCAGUGGUUCGCGGAGGUUGCGGAUGCGGGGAUGUGA
Molecule: messenger RNA, 17019 nt
Organism: Morchella importuna
Lineage: Eukaryota; Fungi; Ascomycota; Pezizomycetes; Pezizales; Morchellaceae
Exons: 13
Coding region: 1-17019 (5672 amino acids)
Biological process (GO): ribosomal large subunit assembly; rRNA processing; tRNA splicing, via endonucleolytic cleavage and ligation
Cellular component (GO): preribosome, large subunit precursor
Molecular function (GO): ATP hydrolysis activity; RNA ligase (ATP) activity; ATP binding
Source: RefSeq, a predicted model, not a curated record